GUAGCCAUGAUGCGUUCCUUUUACGCUAGGUCACAGCUGGGGUCGGCUGCACUCCGCCGAAAAACCGUGAAAAUGUCUAGCCUCCGUUACGUGCAUUUAUUUAUUCGGUGGAGUGAUGUGGAAAAGACCAGAGAGUGUGCCCCUCGGCCGCGUGUGGAUGAGGUUUAGGGGCAAGGAAAACCCCGGGAAGCCUGCGAGAAUGUACCAAAUCCGAGAUCUAGAAGAGCAGUACAAGGAGGCUUGCCUGGAUAUGAUGCAGCACACCUUCAUCAACGACGAGCCCACCUCGCAGGUGCUGGGUGUAAAAGACGACCUCGUAUCCAUGGCGGAGAUCCGCGCCAACUGGGAGAACAUCCUGCGGCAGAAAGUCAGCCUUGCGGUCUUCGAGGAGCGGGACGGGGAACCGGCUGACCUGGUGGCUUUUAAUAUGGUUAUCGUGAAGAGUAAGCAGGACCCAGAUGAUAAUAUAGAGUUCAAAGGCGUGGCGUGGCUGAAGCUGCUCAAGAUGUUCUCUGUGGUGGAGGGUAUGGUGGACGUCUUUGCGCACUACGGCGUCGACCGCUACGUCACCUCCAGCGGCAUGACCGUGCUGCCCGCACACCGCGGACAGAACAUCGGCGCGCGGCUCUUGGAGGCCAGGUAUGAGCUGUGCAAGGCGUUUAACAUCCGAGUAGCCGCCACGAUCUUCACCGCGACUACCUCCCAGGCUCUGGCGCGGAAAGUCAACUACGAGGUGUUGGCCACCCUGGACUACGCCGACAUGAAGCAACAUGGCGUCGACCUCACCGGCUGCACCACCCCCUGUGCGUUAUACAUGGGCAUCAAAUAUGACAUCGACAACACGUAACAUCUAGAACGACUGUCUGCGUAAGGUUCAAGCUAUUCCUACGUGCGGAUUCUAUUUUUUAUAAUACGUCUAUGGCGUCAAUGUUGCCAACUUUAAAAUAUCGAAACCUCUGUGGCAUAUCUGCUUUAAAUGGACCUUAUAUUAUUUUUGAUGGGACAGAGUGGUAGGUUUUCACGGGCACAGAAACAUACCACUUUAGCCUAUCAGAAUAUCUAGCGUUAGUCUUUGUCGUUGUAUGUCUCGUACAUACUGUGAUAUAAGAUUUUUCGUCUAGAUACGUGUCAUCUUUGUAGCAUUAAACUGACAUGCAUUAGAGAGAUCGAUAGUACACAUAAAAAAAACUUUCCUACGCACACCGUUAUAACCGAAAUAUUUUAAUUUUUAUUGUUGGUUUGCCUUUCUAUUUUUUUAUU
Messenger RNA from Aricia agestis (brown argus), 1260 nucleotides. RefSeq lists its product as uncharacterized. The transcript has 6 exons. Lineage: Eukaryota; Metazoa; Arthropoda; Insecta; Lepidoptera; Lycaenidae. Gene Ontology annotation, molecular function: N-acetyltransferase activity. The record is from RefSeq and is a predicted model, not a curated record. Bases 116 to 847 code for a protein of 243 amino acids.